Auanema sp. JU1783 is the source of this 2697-nucleotide messenger RNA. NCBI's taxonomy places the organism in Eukaryota, Metazoa, Nematoda, Chromadorea, Rhabditida, Rhabditidae. The record is from the annotation of a GenBank genome assembly.
AUGAAUGAUGGAGCGUUUGUUGAUUUCUUCCUUAACACUGCUUCCCUUCCUGAUCAGAACAGCAUUGUGUCUGCGCUACAGAGCAUGACCAAGAAGAAAAUUGCAGUUCGGUUUGUUUCCAAAUUUCUCUCCACAGAUCUACAUCCACACAAUAGACGUAUUGUUGAAGUGUAUUUGAAUAUCAAUCAGCUUCAUGGCAAAUCCGAUGAUAUGAGUCGGGUAACGACUGCUGCCUCCCGUUAUGAACGGAUAAAAACCGUCGGAAAAGGAGCUUUUGGUUCUGCUGUGCUGUACAAGAAAAGAGAUGAUGGCUCUCUAGUGAUAGUCAAGGAAAUCAACAUGUACGAUCUAGAUAGUGUUCAACGACAGUCAGCCCUAAAUGAAGUUAAUUUGCUCUCUCGGAUAGAUCAUCCGAACAUCAUAUCAUAUUAUGAUUCGUUCGAAGAAGACGGGAUCUUGAUGAUUGAAAUGGAGUAUGCAGAUGGCGGAACUCUAGCUCAAUACUUAGCAAAGAGUCAGACGUUUUUAAGCGAAGAAAUAAUCACUGACUUAAUGGUUCAAAUGUUAUCAGCUGUUUCCUAUUUACAUGACAACAGCGUUUUACAUAGAGAUUUAAAAACAGCCAAUAUAUUCCUGACGGCUGACGGUUUUGUUAAAGUCGGAGAUUUCGGAAUUAGCAAGAUAAUGGGAACCGAUACGAUCGCCCAAGGUGCAAAAACAGUUGUCGGGACCCCUUAUUACAUUAGUCCUGAAAUGUGUUGUGGAGAACCUUACAACCAGAAAAGCGACAUGUGGGCAUUAGGCUGUAUUUUAUAUGAAAUGACAUGUUUACAAAAAGCAUUUGAAGGAGAUAAUCUGCCUGUACUCGUAAAUAAGAUCAUGAACUGCAUGUAUGAGCCCAUUCGAGGACCUUACUCGUCCCAAAUAAAGCUGUUGGUGCGAGAACUGUUACUUAGAGUUCCAGAGAAACGUCCUACAGCCUCAGAAGCUUUGACGAUGCUCAGGCCUUCAGUGAACGUUCAACGUCCUAGAUCUUUUAGACCAGUUUCAACUUUCAUAUCAACCGUAUACACAUUUUCUGCUUCUACGAUAAGUCUUCAUCCUGUCCAAAAUUUUCCUGAAAAAGUUUCAGUUCGACAAAUUUCUGUUAGUGAAACUCAUCAAUUAAUUUUAACGUAUAGUAACGAGGUUUAUGCUUGGGGACAAAACAGUAAGGGACAAUUGGGAAUGGGUGAUCGAGUAGAUAGAAAAACUCCCUUCCUCGUACCAACUUUGCGUGGGAGAGAUGUUCAUUCGGUAUCAGCUGGAAACGGGUUCAGCUUAUUUUCGUGUGAUCGAGGAGCUGUUUUAGCCUGUGGUUGUAAACGUUUCACAGGUUUGGGUAAAGGUUCAGAUGACGUUCUACGACCAUCUUUAGUAAAUGCGCUGUUACGUGUAAACGUGGUUGAGUUGACAUGUUCCUACGAACAUUGUAUAGCACUGACAGAAGAGAAUGAAUGCUUCGUUUGGGGCAGUGGGGAAUGCGGCAAACUAGGAACAGGAGAUUCGCAACAUGUGUAUGACCCCACGAAGAUAACAGUUCCAACAUCUGUUGGGCGUGUCAUUACAGCUCGCUGUGGCAUAGACGCCACUGUUUUGUUGACGGAAACGGGGCAUCUCAUUGCAAUGGGAAGUAACAAGUAUAAUAAACUGAAUCUGGCUUGUCGGACAGGUUUCUUUUCCAAAGAAGAAAAAGUCAAUGUUGAAUGUUUUUCUCUUCCGACAGUGAUGAAGACUUUCCCUGCAAGAGCCAUUGAUGUGGAUGUUGGCAGAAACAAUUUGGCAGUCAUCCUAGAGUCAGGACAAGUCUUUUUCUUUGGUUGCAAUUCUCAUGGUGAACUAGGAUUGGCUCAUACAGAUGUCGUUCCGCUUUGCCAUAUGCGACCUGUGAAAUCUUUGUUGUCCAAGCCUUGCUCAAUGGCUUAUUGUGGCGAUGGAUAUAGCUUGGUUGGUACCACAGAAAGUGAGUUGUAUUUCUGGGGCUCUAAGGGUAUCGUGCGGUCCUCAAUCGCUACGCUGCAGAACUUGGAUGAUACUAAAGAUGUAGCGGUUGUUCAGAGAGUGGCGAACGAAGAGAAAGCAGUGUCUCGUUGGGGGGUGAAAAGGAAAGAGAAGUUACCUGCUGUAGAACAUAUUGUGCCAUUACCUGCUUUAAUCUUGAGGUUAGACAGUGACCUAUCAGAGUACAAAAUUCGUUUAUCAAUGAUAAACGGCAGAGGAGAGAAUGUGUUCGUGGUGAUCGAUUCAUCCAAUAGUAAAAGUAUUAUAAAUACAAGUGAAAAUUCUCCAAAUGAUAAUGACUCGACUAUUGUCAACACUUGGCUGAAGAAUGAAUUCGAAAAUGCAGAAAUUAUUCCGAUGAGUGCUCAGAAGAGGAAGGCUGGAAAAGGACGAAACUCGUCCGUUGCGAGUGAUGAUAUAAAGAUACAGAUGAGUGAGUCUGCUUUGAUGAAAGAAAUAGAGAGCCUUAAAUCCGCUAUCAGCCAGCAAUCAUCCACAUUUCAAGGACAACAAGAUCAGAUGACAGCUCUUCAGGAAAAGUUACUAGAGCUUCAAGCCCGCCAAGCAUAUCUGCGGAACCAUGAGCCUCCCCCAGCCUACGCCAAAAAAACUAUUCUCUUCCCGGAGAACGGAAGUAAAACAUGUUCCAUUUUGUGA